UGACUGGUUUAGGUCGUAGCCCACGAGGUUCAGUUACUAUAUAUGCUCCCCUGGUAUCCCUUGGGCUGUUCUGGGGGUCUCGCCUCGUCCAGACAAGCUGCCUCGAAACACCACUGCUCUCUCGACACAACACGCCCAAGAUGAAGGUCCUCCCGUCUCUGCUGCUCAUGGCAGCUACUGCCGAUGCCCACUACCGCUUCUCCAAGCUCAUCGUCAACGGCGUCGCCGAGCAGCGAGAAUGGACCACGGUCCGCCAGACCAAGAACUACCAGGGCAACUUUGGCGUGACCGACGUCAACUCCCAGGACAUCCGUUGUUUCCAGAUGAAGCCCGGCACGGGGACCGCCUCUGUCUCGGCCGGUGACAAGCUGGGGUUCGUCGCCAUGUCGUCCAUCACCCACUUCGGUCCCGUCUCCUUCUACAUGGCUCGCGUUCCCGAGGGUAGCGACAUCAACACCUGGGAGGCAUCUGGGAACGUGUGGUUCAAGGUCGCCGAGAUCUCGGCCAGGCCCGGUGCCGGCGGCGCUCUCACCUCGGGAGAGGACACCUGGCCCGCUUACAACAAGCAAACCGUCGAAUUCACCGUCCCCAAGAGCGUCCCCAGCGGCAAGUACCUCGUCCGCGUCGAGAGCAUCGCGCUGCACCAGGCCCAGAGCGCCGGCGGCGCCCAGAUCUAUCUGUCGUGUGCCCAGAUCGAGCUGAAGAAUGGCGGGAACGGCUCUCCCGGGCCCCUGGUCUCGUUCCCGGGUGCGUACAGGACCAACGACCCCGGCCUGUUGUGGUCGUAUUACCCCGUGCGGACGAGCUACAAGGCUCCUGGGCCGAAUGUCUGGCAGGGUUGAUGUGUGGGGGAUGAGGCAUGGUGGAUGUGAGAUGGGCAGUUGAUCCGUACUCCCGUUCUCCUUGCAUGUAUGUACCGAGGCGGGGAAUACCUAUGACGAAUCAGACCUCUGCCAUAUUCCCUCUUCAUCGUGGAAACAGCGCGUUGCCCAAGCCUCUGUUCAGGUUGUCAUGCCUUUUUGCCCUCGCGUUGAGUCACGAUGAUUGCCGGGUGAGAACGAUAUUAUCCGCUGCGAGGUCACCUGCACCCCAGAUAUUACCACCCAACUUCGGCAAUGGUCCCCAAGACGUGAGUUACCCUUAUGCACUGGCAGGAGCCAUAAGGUUCUCUCUUGGCACAUUUUCCGGUUGACCGGAAAGGCCGAGACGCCUGGUUUGGCGAAGCCCAGCCGGAAUCUCGUCUCCUUUAGGCUCCUAUCCGCCCCGUGGCACCGAAA
Messenger RNA from Chaetomium fimeti, 1277 nucleotides. RefSeq names its product glycoside hydrolase. The coding region runs from base 141 to 842 and encodes 233 amino acids. The transcript has 3 exons. The record is from RefSeq and is a predicted model, not a curated record. Lineage: Eukaryota; Fungi; Ascomycota; Sordariomycetes; Sordariales; Chaetomiaceae.